This is a messenger RNA of Colletotrichum karsti, 2247 nucleotides long. Its product is annotated as elongation factor Tu GTP binding domain-containing protein. Gene Ontology annotation, cellular component: translation release factor complex. Gene Ontology annotation, biological process: translation; translational termination; nuclear-transcribed mRNA catabolic process, deadenylation-dependent decay. Gene Ontology annotation, molecular function: translation release factor activity; GTPase activity; GTP binding. NCBI's taxonomy places the organism in Eukaryota, Fungi, Ascomycota, Sordariomycetes, Glomerellales, Glomerellaceae. The transcript is spliced from 2 exons. The record is from RefSeq and is a predicted model, not a curated record.
CUGACCGCAUCAUCCUCACCUCCCACCUCCGAAUUCGACAUCGAACCGAACGCCCCGCCGAAGGUCACUAUCAUCAAAAUGUCGAACCUCAACUCUUGGGAAGACGAUCCUGCUGCCCAGGACGACAACCUGUCGCGACAGGCUCAGCAGCUCAACCUCAACCAACAACAAAACCCCCAAGCUGGCUCCUUCCGCCCAGGAGCUUCCUUCACCCCAGGCGCCUCGUCAUUUACCCCUGGCGCUCAGUCAUUCCAGCCUGGCCAGCAAUACGGCGGCUACCCGCCUCAGCAAUACCAGCAGUACUACGGUCAGGGCUAUGGCGGUCCCCCUGGUGGCUACCCUCAGUAUGGCGGCCAGCAAGGCUACAACCAGUACGGUCAGCAAGGCUACACUGGCUACCAGCAGCAGCAACAGCAGCAGGGCUACCAGCAGCAAUACGGCCAGGGAUACCCUCAAUACGGCCAGCAACAGCAACAGCCCCAGGCACAAAAGCCUGCCCCUACUAUCGCUAAGCGCCCGGCCGACGCCCCGGCUUCCGCUACCACUUCCGCAUCCGCUUCGCCCGCUCCCCAGCCGACAGUAAAGAAGGAGGGCGGCGCCAAGGUUCUGAGCAUCGGCGGUGACGCCCCUAAGCCCAAGGCCAAGGUGCUCUCCAUCGGCGGUACCGCUCCGGCCAAGGAGGAGAAGAAGGAGGCCGCCAAGGAGGAGCCUAAGAAGGAGGCCACCCCGGCCGAGGCCGGAGCCAAGGCCACUGCGGCAAAGGCCAUUGAGAAGACGGGAGCUUCCACCACUAAGUCUGGCAAGACUUCUCCGUCUCCCUCGUCUGGCCGUUCCAGCCCUUCUGGUGGCGGCAACAAGGGUGUCGUCCGCGAAGCCGAUGCUGUCCAACAAGAACAGACCGCCGACGUCGACGACGAGACUCUUAAGGAAAUCUACGGCAAGGAGCACGUCAACAUCAUCUUCAUUGGUCACGUCGACGCUGGAAAAUCAACUCUCGGUGGUUCCAUCCUCGUCAGCACCGGCAUGGUCGACAAGCGAACGCUCGACAAGUACAAGAUCGAGGCCCAGGAAAGCGGUAACCCCUCGUGGUACCUCUCGUGGGUGAUGGAUCUGACCAAGGAGGAGCGAUCUAAGGGAAAGACUGUUGAGGUCGGCAGAGGUUUCUUCGAGACGGAAAAGAGACGAUACAGUAUUCUCGACGCUCCGGGCCACAAGACGUAUGUGCCCAACAUGAUUGGUGGUGCUUCCCAAGCAGACGUCGGUAUUCUUGUCAUUUCUGCCCGCAAGGGUGAGUACGAGACCGGUUUCGAGCGUGGUGGCCAGACCAGAGAGCACGCCAUGCUUGCCAAGACCCAGGGUGUCAACAAGCUGAUUGUCGCCAUCAACAAGAUGGACGACCCUACCGUCGAGUGGUCCGAGGAGCGAUACAAGGAGUGCACGACCAAGCUGUCUCAGUUCCUGAAGGGCACCGGCUACAACUUGAAGACCGACGUUUUCUUCCUGCCCGUCGCCGCUCAGCAGACCAUGAACAUCAAGGAGAGAAUUCCCAAGGGAAUCGCUCCUUGGUGGGACGGACCUUCUCUGCUCGAGUACCUCGAUAACAUGAAGGCCCUUGAGCGCAAGGUCAACGCUCCAUUCAUGAUGGCCGUUGCUGGCAAGUACCGCGACCUUGGUACCAUGAUCGAGGGCAAGAUCGAGGCAGGUGUCAUCAAGAAGGGCAUGUCGCUCAUCAUGAUGCCCAACAAGCAAAGCGUAGACGUCGCCGCCGUGUACAGCGAGACCGAAGAGGAAACCCAGGUCGCGCAGUGCGGUGACCAGGUGCGCAUUCGUCUCAGGGGCAUCGAGGAAGAAGAUGUUAUGCCUGGCUUCGUCCUGUGCUCGCCCAAGCGCUUGGUACACAACGUUACGACUUUCGAGGCUCAAAUCCGCAUUCUGGAGCUCAAGAGCAUUCUGACGGCAGGCUUCAACUGCGUGUUGCACGUACACGCCGCCAUUGAAGAAGUCACCUUCGCGGCCCUCCUCCACAGACUGCAAAAGGGAACCAACCGAAAGAGUAAGAUGCCGCCAUCACACGCCAAGAAGGGAGACAGCAUCAUUGCCCGUAUGCAGGUCAUUGGUGGCGCCGGAACAGUGUGCGUUGAAAGAUUCGAGGACUACCCGCAGAUGGGUCGCUUCACUCUGAGAGACCAGGGACAAACCAUUGCCAUUGGCAAGAUCACUAAGCUGAUCACCGAGGAAUCGGCUUAA